Molecule: messenger RNA, 963 nt
Organism: Brassica rapa (field mustard)
Lineage: Eukaryota; Viridiplantae; Streptophyta; Magnoliopsida; Brassicales; Brassicaceae
Product: jacalin-related lectin 19
Molecular function (GO): carbohydrate binding
Source: RefSeq, a predicted model, not a curated record
CAAUCAGACAUAAACCUAUCACCCUCACAUAGUGCUGUCUUGGAAUCCAAUAUAUUUCCGUGAAGCUUCCCAGUCUUCAUCGUUUGCCCUCUUUAUAUGUGUUGUUGCAAAAACCAAAGACUCAACUCUUGUUAUGUAUCAAUCUGCAACCUAUUUGAAUUCCAAAACGCUUCUGCUGUAGCAAAGAAGAAGUUUGUAAAAGUAAGCUGUCAAUUGAACAGGACGGACGGACACAUGGAUCAACAACAGCAGGGUGAUAAGAAUCUGAGUGUGUUCGUUGGACCCUGGGGAGGAAAUGGAGGAACCGCUUGGGACGACGGGAUCUAUCAUGGUGUGCGUGAAAUCAAGCUUGUAUAUGAUCACUGCAUUGACUCCAUCUCUCUGGUCUACGAUAAGAAUGGUAAAGCUGUGAGAUCAGAGAAGCAUGGAGGCCAGGGAGGCAACAAAACAACAGAGGUAAUGUUCCUCUCUCAGUUUCUGUACAUUUAUCUCUUAGAUUUUGGUUUCUUUAACAUGAACCGUAUUUAUAUUCAGAUAAAGCUGCAAUACCCAGAAGAGUAUCUGAUCGGCGUGAGUGGUUACUACUGUCCAGUAGUGCACAGUGGUACUCCUGUGAUCAGAUCAAUGACCUUCAAGAGCAAUAAACAGGUGUAUGGACCUUACGGAGUUGAACAAGGAACACCUUUCAGUUUCUCAGUAAACGGAGGUCGCAUUGUUGGCAUGAACGGUAGAAGCGGCUGGUACCUUGAUUCCAUCGGCUUCCAUCUCUCACGCCCUAAAUCAACCAAGGUGAUCCAUAAGCUUCGAAAGAAGAUUCACUGGUUCACAAGAAUGGUUGCAUGACAAGGCCUUCUACAUAGAAUAGAAUAUUUAUGUAUAGAUGUAACACUGAACUCUGCGAAUAAGGAUGUUACUUUUUUGUUGCACAAACUCAUAUCAUUGAAAUGAUAAAAACAAAGCACA